AUCAACAUGUGUCAAAGGUGGAUGCAUCAAGGAGUGGUCGUGACCGCUCCUACCGUGGUCUCGUCCUAUGAUGAUGACUACGAGGACGGAUGUGAUACCAGUGAAACCGACAGUUGUUGCUUCCAUGUCUCUUCCGACUCUAGUUGCUCAGUGGGCUUUCAUUGCGUCUCGUUCGACUUGGUUCCUCAAAUUCACGAGGUUCCCAACCGAUUCUCAUAUACCGGAGACGAAAUGGAGGCAACCUGGUACGGCCGAAGGGAGAAAGAUGUCAUGCGGGAAGCUGCCUUUGGGAUUGCAGAAUCACUGGACUACUACUACUUUCUAAAUGAAUUUGGACAACCGGUAUCCACCAAGUUUCGGGGACUCGAGUCGUACACUGUGGAAGGAUCCAAGCAACGCAAAUUGAACCGAGUAAAGAACUUGGUGUCUGUGUUACGAGAACAACGACGACAAAGGUCUUGUGGAGAGGUUGUUACCAACGGACCCGUGCUGCUGGAAGCUGCUUGCCGCUCUGUGUCUUCCCAAUGCGAAAAACAAGCCUACGUGCAAGGGAUUAUGGACGAAAAGGAUGCACUGGGAACGGAUAGAAAGCCCGAAGCGAACGACGAGAGUCCCAGUGUGCUGUUGCAUUUCACCAAGCUCUUGAGGGAUUUGGGGCAAUCGAGUGAGCACAGCUAACUAUUGGAGCUUGCUGGGUGGGGGUCUUCGUUCCUUGAUGCUUCCAUACACAUAAAGCAUAGCUGCUACUUAGCUUGUUCUUGUUGUCGAACAAUUAGUGUAAUAGUCGCCUCAUUGGGUUACAUUUUUAUGUAAACACCUCUGGACAGGAGUAGGUCGUAGCUGAUGACUCCAGCUGUACCGGUGCCGUAGACUGUCUGUUGGCACAGCUCCGAAGCAGUGAAGGCUGGGGCAUUCGGAAGGGAACGUUCUUGCAGAACCAAUGCAAUGGCAUGAAGGGAGCUUUUCUGCUAUCAUCAUGACAGCAUCUUCCACUAGAGGGCCCCAUUUGUAGUAGUUGCAAGCUGAACUUGAUAACAUCCGUGGCCGAGCUACCGUCACCAGUGCAGUGGGCAUGAUCAUGGUCAAAUAGAGCUGUCCCCGUUAAACGUGAGCUUCAUCUUGAAGGGUGAUAGGAAGAGAUACCGUGGGUAGAAACGU
Seminavis robusta is the source of this 1158-nucleotide messenger RNA. The record is from the annotation of a GenBank genome assembly. NCBI's taxonomy places the organism in Eukaryota, Bacillariophyta, Bacillariophyceae, Naviculales, Naviculaceae.